AAGAAGAAGAAGAAGAAGAAGAAGAAGGGAAAUAAAAAAAUAAAAUAAAAAAUAUAAAAAAGAGAGAGACAUAUUUUACAAUCAAGGAAGAGAAGAACACAAGAGGUGGGAAGAAAGGAAGAGGAUAAAAAAAAGAAAAACUAAAUAAAUCGAAAAAAGUGAGGGGGGAGAAGAAGGGGGAGAGUUUGAAUCGGGGUGUCAGAUUGAGCACGAUAGCACCUUUGGUGCCCUCAGCCGUGGGUCCCGAGUGGACGGACGCCAUGGCGGCCUCUUCGUCCAUUGGCGAGCAGCAAUACUCACUCAGGUGGAACGAUUUUCAUUCGAGCAUACUUAGCUCAUUCCGUCAUUUGAAGGAUGUUGAGGAUUUCGUCGACGUGACACUAUCCGCUGCAAACAAUACCCGUUUCACUGCUCACAAGGUUGUCCUUUCGGCCUGUAGCCCAUACUUCAGGGAUGUACUAAGAGAAAACCCAUGUCGACAUCCGACCAUAAUCCUAAAAGAUGUCACAGCAUCGGAUGUGGCAUCCCUAUUACGUUUUAUGUAUUAUGGAGAAGUUAACAUUGGUCAAGAACAAUUGGCAGGAUUUUUGCAAACGGCACAAUCACUUCAAGUCCGAGGAUUAGCUGAUGUAAAUAGUGGUAUUGUUACUGCCAGAAUGCCCCCACAACCUUCCUCGAGUGGUAACAAUUGCAGUGCACCUGCAACCCCACGUAAUACUUGGCAAGAUAACGGAAGAGACCUUAACGAUGACGACUGUAGUCCACCGCCAGAUAAAAGGGCUAGAAGUUAUAGUCCUCAAAGGGAUAAUAACACCGAACCUAAAACAGAUUUACAGGAAUCACUACUGGGACAAGCUCUUGAAGGUGGACCAACGAUACAUACAACUCCGUCGAAUAACAUUCAGGCACAAUCAAUUGGCGAAGAUUCGAAUUCAAUGUCCGACAACGAAGAUAUUUCUAACAACGAAAGUAUUCUGAACUCGGUUAAAACGGAACCAAGCGAAUUAAUGAACGAUUCAUCGAUGGAACAUCAUCGUAGUAAUUUUCCAGCCUCUCUUUUGAAUCUACAAGGACUAAUGCCAGGACCGUCAGGAAUUCAUGCAUCUAAUCAGGAUCCAAAUUAUGGGCGGUGGCAGCCCUCUGGUGGAGAUGGUUCAAGCUCGAGUUCUGCUUGGGUUCCUGGUACACCAACGACGAAAAGCGAACCUGCCGGACCUGAUACUUACCAGAUUAGUGGAUCGCACAACACUAAAGGGCAGGACCUAGCCUCCUUACUUCAUCAUCAUCAUCCUCCUCCUCCUCCUCAUCACCACCAUGCCACCAGCCAACAGUCACAGAAACGUAACCUGAACACUCUCAACUCCUUGAACAGUAUUAGUAGCGAACAACUUACGGUAAUGCAGCAGAAACUACAGAAUUUUAAGGCCUUACAACAACAACAACAACAACAACAACAACUACAACAGACCCAGCAACAACAACAACAACAACAAUCACAGCAACAGCAACAACAAGUGUCAUCAAAAAGUGAUCAAUUGCGUAUGAUGUUUCAAAGUUGUACGAAAGAAAAAAUAGAUAGCAUCGCAAUGUUGCAUCAAGGCUAUCGCCGUUUUCAACAAUUUGAAGCUGGCAAUCAACCUGGCAAACCUAAAUGCCCGGAAUGCGGUAAAAUCUAUUCGAACAAUUCUAAUCUGAAACAACACAUCGUCAACGUGCAUACCGUACAAACUGAAUUUAUAUCUUGUCACGUAUGCAACAAGAUGUUCAAAACUAAACAGUAUUUGCAAAUUCAUUUGUUAUCGAUGCACGGUAUCAGGAAAAGAAAAAGUUAUCCCCUUUAUCAGAUGACCACUCACGCUCAAGCUCAACAACAGAGUCAACAACAACAGCAGCAGCAACAACAACAACAACAACAACAACAACAACAACAGCAACAAUCUACAUCAUCGCAACAGUAUCCAUCAGCUGAUAGGUGGUCAGAAGAAAAACAGUGAUGAGCUACUACUGCAACUAUCAACAAUUAAUUACCACUACUAAAAGAUAACACACACAGUUUAAUAGUUUAAGUAAAACCUACUCUUUUUAUUUUUAUUUAAAUGUUUUUCCUCUAAUCGUUCUAAGCCCACGUAAAACCCUAGUAACGUUUUUCGUGUAUAUACCAGUUGUACAUAACCUAAAAAAAAAAAAAGAAAAGAAAGACAGAAAAGGAACCGAAGAAAACGUUAAUACUAGCGGACAAAAAAAAAUCUUGUACAUAAGACUAAAAGACUAUAAAGGCUAGUCACUUCGCAUAUAUAUAUAUGUAUACACCCUUUCCUUUUAUCAAGGGAAGGGGGAGGGUUGAAAAGAAGACGUGGGCGCGGAGGUGUCGAUAGGUAAGAGAGAAGUGUAGGUGGGAGGGGUGGAUGAGUGGUCUAGGGAAAGAAAGAAAGGGGUGGUUGGUAGAAGAGAGAAAGGGGAAGUGAAGUGGGGAGGGGGUAGGCCGACCUAUUUUCGUACAGUGCGCCUACCGCAGUGCGCAGGGUGUUCGCCCUUCGACGCUUCGAUAAGUAGGCCUCCUCGAUUGACCGACGAUGAGAGAAAGACAGAAAAAUACUGUAGGAGGGAUUACAGAAGGUUGGGAAGGGGCUAUUGCAGUGAGGAAAGAAAUAGGGGGUUGGAACUUGUGUCUGAAAAAUUUGCUCUCCUUAAAAAACGGCCUGAUGUGUGCAGAAAAAAAACUGUAUCACCGUAUAUAUGACCAGCCCUCAUUUUUCUUCCUUCAAUGCUAUCUGACGCAAGUCAACGAGUUAGGAUUUAAGCUAGGGUGGGGGAAGGGUAAAUUUUUAACCCAUCUUCUUAAUCUACGAUCGAAUAGGAAAUGAAUGGAGGAAUUAUGAGGACAAAAAAAAAAUAUAGAAAAUCGUUACGAGACGAUUAUUGGACUAAUUUUACCCUAAGGAUAGGAAAUGAAGGGUUUUACCUCAAACAGCAAGACCACAUCUGCUGAAUUCGUCAAAUCUUCUUCUUUUUCUUCUUCUUCUUCUUCUUCUUCUUGCACUACCCUUGAUUAAUUUUUUUUCAUGUUCCCUACUCUUAAGAUCGAUAAAAAUAUAUUCGUGUGUAUAUUUGAGUAUAGAUGUAUGUAUGAGUGUGAGUAUUAAAUAGAAAGAAGGGAUGAGAAUUUAAUUAUUAAAAUGUAUAAUAUGAAUUCAACGUACAUAUGGUCAAGCAUGUAUGUGUGUAUGUGUGUAUAUAAUACGUUUUGAUAGUA
Molecule: messenger RNA, 3253 nt
Organism: Polistes dominula (European paper wasp)
Lineage: Eukaryota; Metazoa; Arthropoda; Insecta; Hymenoptera; Vespidae
Product: protein abrupt
Biological process (GO): regulation of transcription by RNA polymerase II
Cellular component (GO): nucleus
Molecular function (GO): protein binding
Source: RefSeq, a predicted model, not a curated record